This is a messenger RNA of Cercospora beticola, 708 nucleotides long. RefSeq lists its product as uncharacterized. Lineage: Eukaryota; Fungi; Ascomycota; Dothideomycetes; Mycosphaerellales; Mycosphaerellaceae. The record is from RefSeq and is a predicted model, not a curated record.
AUGGCAGAGCAAGCAGUUUCCAACCUUUUCGGCUACCACAAUUUCGAUCACCUAGCGACCCCAGCGAGAAUUUCCCUCUUCGCCCGCCUUCAUAUCCUCGAUGUUUGGCACAACACGACGUGUAUUUUCAGAGAAGCAGAAAGAUGCCACGCACCACUCACCACUCAAGAAGGCGCGGCUAUCUGCGCAGCCUUUGGCGAUUUCUGCUUCGAGAUUGAAGACCCACUCAACGACACCGACUCUACCAAGCUAGAACUCGAACGAUUAUUUUGGAAAGCACUGUGCACUGCACAUCGAGACGAAGCGAAGAAAGAAGACGUGCUCGGAAAAGUGGAAUGCUAUUUACCAAUUGUCCUGGGCUGGAGAGGAGAAACACUGAAACAAAGUCCCAAGUCACCAGACACGGACAAGGAGAGACAUUCAAAACUGGGCGUUCUGAUACCAAAAACCACGAACAUGAAAUUGACGUCACGGAAGCGAGACAGCGGGAACAUGACUGCGAAGGGCUGGAGCGGUAACAAAGGCGCGGCGACAGCGAGUGCGGGAUACCAUGCGAGAAUGUCUAUGUCGUCGUUUGAGCAAGAUCCACAGGAGUUUGACAAGGUUUCUUUACAUUCAAUGGGCAUUCGGAACGAGAACAGGAGCAGACGGCGUUGGAGCCUCUUCACAAACAAGGCGAAUGAUCAGGUUAGGAUGGAGAUUGAUUGA